AAUGUCUUCAUGUCUCGUCUCUGCAGAAGAUGACUAAGGAGCAGCUGUCCUGUGAGAAGACGGUGCUUCAGAAGAACCUGCUGCACUACGAGGGGCUGCACGGCCGACCUGUGACCAGAGAGGAGCGCAUGGUGGUGAAGCCUCUCUACGACCGCUACAGAUUAGUCAAGCAGAUGCUCACCAGAGUCAGCAUCACACCCAUCACAGUGUCCCCCUCCAGUAAGAGGCGCACUCAGACCCUGCAGCCCAUCAUCGAGGGGGAGACCGCUCACUUCUGGGAGGAGAUCAAAGAGGAGGAGGAGGACGAGCGGAAGGAAAAAGAGGAAGGAGGGGGAGAAAAGGUGGAGAGGGAGGAGGAGGAGGAGGAAGACGAGGAGGACGAGGAAGAGGAGGGGGAGAGCAGUGGGGGGGAGAUGCAGAGCUCCGAGGUCAUCAUGGCCGUGGACCUGGUGACCUCUUCUGAAGGGUCGAAGACGAGGAGCCACACCCCCCCCGACCCCUCCCUCAGGGGGAAGAUGGAGGAGGGGUCCGGGAAGCUGGCCCUCGACCUGCGGCUUUCCAGCUCCAACGCCUCGUCCAUGUGA
Messenger RNA from Notothenia coriiceps (black rockcod), 584 nucleotides. Its product is annotated as protein FAM13B-like. The record is from RefSeq and is a predicted model, not a curated record. The transcript has 3 exons. The coding region runs from base 30 to 584 and encodes 184 amino acids. NCBI's taxonomy places the organism in Eukaryota, Metazoa, Chordata, Actinopteri, Perciformes, Nototheniidae.